CCACUGUGACUUUUCUAUUCCAUGGUAGUCUCACUCCGUCGUGACCCUGUAGAUUGGCGACAUCACUCGAAACCCGUUUGACGUCAGAUCAAGGGCUUUGCGACAGAGGCGUCCGGUUGAGAUCAUUACAAGCUCUUUGUUGCAGGCGAGGCGGCCUCUCUCUUACCCAUUGUUAUUUUAUUGCCCCACCAUUCGACUUCCGCGGCGGAUAGAAUUGAGCAAGCCGCCCGCAAUCACUAAUUAUUUCCAGCUUUGUCAUUGAGUUGUGCCCACCAAUUUCAACACCAACAACAUCUCAUUUUCCUGUGGUGUCUACCUGAUCUUCUCCUCGUCUACCACCGAACCCCUUCCGAUAUCAAUCAUCAUGGCCGACACAGUCCUUCGUCCAGAAGAGCCUGAGAAUGCAGGUUCGGUCGAGCUCAAGGAGAACACUGUGAUCGUCGUACUAGGCGCGUCUGGCGAUCUCGCAAAGAAGAAGACGUUUCCUGCGCUCUUUGGCCUGUACCGGAACAAAUUCCUGCCCAAGGAUAUCAAGGUCGUUGGAUAUGCCCGAACUAAGAUGGACCACAACGAAUACCUUAGACGAGUCAAAUCCUACAUAAAGACCCCGACAAAAGAGGUGGAGGAACAGCUUGAGCAGUUCUGCUCGAUCUGCACAUAUAUUGCCGGACAAUACGACCAAGAUGAGCCGUUCCAGCAACUGGACAAGCACAUAACCGACAUCGAGGGUGGCCGUAAGGAGAACAACAGAGUUUUCUACAUGGCAUUGCCUCCCAGCGUCUUCAUCACCGUCUCUCAGCACUUGAAGAGGAACUGCUACCCGACUGGUGGUAUUGCGAGAAUAAUCAUUGAGAAACCAUUCGGCAAAGACCUGAGUAGCUCGCGGCAACUGCAGAAAGCUCUCGAACCAGAUUGGAAGGAAGAAGAGAUCUUCCGUAUUGAUCACUACCUCGGAAAAGAAAUGGUGAAGAACUUGCUCAUCCUCCGAUUUGGUAACGAAUUCUUGGGUGCUACCUGGAACCGUAAUCAUAUCGACAGCGUCCAGAUCACAUUCAAGGAGCCUUUCGGUACUGAGGGACGAGGUGGUUACUUCGACGAAUUCGGCAUCAUCCGUGAUGUGAUGCAGAACCAUCUACUGCAAGUCCUCACUCUGCUUGCCAUGGAACGACCUAUUUCUUUCUCAUCAGAAGACAUCCGUGAUGAGAAAGUCAGAGUUCUUCGCGGCAUGCCUCAAAUUGAACCCAAGAACGUCAUUAUUGGUCAGUAUGGCAAGUCACUGGACGGCACUAAGCCAGCAUACAAGGACGACGACACAGUCCCCAAGGAUUCAAGAUGUCCCACAUUCUGCGCUAUGGUCGCCUUCAUUAAGAAUGAAAGAUGGGAUGGUGUGCCGUUCAUCAUGAAGGCGGGCAAGGCACUCAACGAGCAGAAGACCGAGAUCCGAAUCCAAUUCAAGGAUGUCACUUCCGGUAUCUUCAAGGACAUCCCGCGAAAUGAGCUCGUCAUUCGAAUUCAGCCCAACGAAUCAGUCUACCUCAAGAUGAACUCGAAAUUGCCCGGCUUGUCUAUGCAGACAGUUGUCACCGAACUCGACCUUACUUACAGACGACGCUUCUCUGAUUUGAAGAUUCCAGAAGCGUACGAGAGUUUGAUCCUCGAUGCGAUGAAGGGUGACCACUCCAACUUCGUCCGUGACGACGAGCUGGAUGCUUCCUGGAGGAUCUUCACUCCUCUUCUGCAUUACCUUGAUGAGAAGAAGGACAUUGUUCCUAUGGAAUAUCCUUAUGGUUCUCGUGGUCCGGCUGUCCUUGAUGACUUCACUGCCUCCUAUGGUUACAAAUUCAGCGAUGCAGCUGGUUACCAAUGGAACACCCAGAGCACGCCAAACAAGUUGUAGGCUGACUUUCUUUGGUCUCAUGGUAUGGGUCACGCAGAUCAUCGGAAGGGAAAUGCACUGUAUACUCAUGAUGAUGUCGAGAGAAUCGUGAGCCGUUGCCUAACGGAUGCAAUACCCUUUCGCUGACUCAGCGAGAGAACAGCGUGUGGGAGGGGAACUUCACGCGGGUCAGAUAGAAGCUCACAAUUGACGACAAUUCAUGCAAUGACUUACCUGCCUGAGUCUAGGUAAAUAGACAUAUAGCUUUGUGUGCAUAGAACCGAGCUGAAGAAGUGAUGUUCCCGGCUUGCUCCUUGUUUUCAUCGGUAAGCAGGAUGCUUUGUUCCAAUCAGAUCUUCG
Molecule: messenger RNA, 2236 nt
Organism: Exophiala xenobiotica
Lineage: Eukaryota; Fungi; Ascomycota; Eurotiomycetes; Chaetothyriales; Herpotrichiellaceae
Product: glucose-6-phosphate 1-dehydrogenase
Exons: 5
Coding region: 365-1897 (510 amino acids)
Biological process (GO): pentose-phosphate shunt, oxidative branch; glucose metabolic process
Cellular component (GO): cytosol
Molecular function (GO): glucose-6-phosphate dehydrogenase activity; NADP binding
Source: RefSeq, a predicted model, not a curated record